AUGUCCUGGAAUAAAGACGGUUUGGAUUCUAUGUCGGAGCCGGAGAAAAGUCAGCUGAAAAGGACCUUGGAGUUGGGUGCUGUGAUGACAGUCUUCAGCCUGAAGAAGUCACAACCCGAGAGGAGAACACUGCAGGUGAUCAUGGAAACUCAACAACUGUCCUGGAACAGGACGGCAGACAAGAUCGAGGGAGUCCUUGAUCUGCAAGAGAUUAAGGAAAUCCGCCUUGGGAAGAACUCAAAGGACUUUGAGCAGAUUUCAAAAGAGCAGAAGGACAAAUACAGCGAUGAUGUAUGUUUCACAGUGUUCUACGGUACCGACUUUGUGCUCAACAAUCUCAGUUUGGCAGCUAAUUCAAAAGAAGAAGCUUCCAAAUGGUUAAAGGGACUGGAAAUGCUGUAUAAAGAGAGUCAAACUGCACCAACCCCAUUAAGAAUAGAAAGUUGGCUGAGGAAACAGUUUUAUUCAGUGGACUGGACAAGAAGAAAUAGCAUCUCCCUCAAGGAGCUGAAGAUCAUGCUACCUCAAGUAAACUUCAGAGUGCCGAAUGUGAAGUUCCUUAAGGACAAGAUGGGGGACAUGGGAAACUCCAAGGACGACUUGAGUUUUGAGCAGUUUCACCAAUUCUACAAGAACCUAAUGUUUGAAAGCCAGAAAGUAAUUCUCGAAAGCCUUAAAAUCGAGGGAUCUGUAUGCAUCCUUGGAAGAACUGAUAGGGCCACUGCCUCGGUUUUGUACCUGCAUGAUUUCCAGCGGUUUCUACUCCAUGAACAGAAGGAAUCAUGGGCCAGUGAUGUUAAAAAGGUUCGCGAGCUGAUGACUAGGUUUAUAUAUGAUACUUACAGAGAAACUAAUGAACCCUUCUUCUAUAUCGAUGAGUUUUUGACCUAUUUGUUUUCAAGAGAAAACACCAUCUGGGAUACCAAGUAUGAUUCGAUUUGUCCCCAGGACAUGAACAACCCAUUGUCACAUUAUUGGAUCUCAUCAUCGCAUAACACAUACCUCACAGGAGACCAGGUCCGCAGUGAUUCAUCAACAGAAGCCUAUGCCAGGUGCCUAAGAAUGGGGUGUCGAUGUAUUGAGUUGGAUUGCUGGGACGGACCAGAUGGGAAGCCAAUUAUUUAUCACGGUUGGACACUUACAUCCAAAAUCAAGUUUGAUGAUGUUGUUGAUGCCAUCAAAGCCCACGCCUUUGUUACAUCAGAGUACCCAGUCAUACUUUCAAUUGAAGAACACUGUACAGUUGAGCAGCAGCGACAUAUGGCCAAUAAGUUCAAGGAAACGUUUGGUUCUAUGCUUAUCACCAAACCUAUCGAAGCAAAUGCUGAGCAGUUGCCCUCCCCAGCGCAGCUUACAAAUAAAAUUAUCGUUAAGCACAAAAAAUUGGAAUCUCAGCAAGAGACCUUUACAUCCACUGUUUACACCUCCUACAAGGAACUUGAAAAGAAAUCUGGGUUUCUUUAUCUCCUGGAUCCAAUUGAUCUGACCUGGUACAAGCACUACUGUGUGAUAGUAGAUGGAAAGCUUUAUUUUGCAGAUUCAACAGAUGAAGAUGAUGAAUUAGCGAGAGCGAGAAACCAGGCAUUGAAUAGCACAGAUCGUCACUUUAAUGAGAAAUGGUUUCAUGGGAAAAUGGGGAAAGAUGGCAGACAGAGGGCAGAGAAGCUGCUCCAAGAGUUUUGUAUGGAAACAGGUGGACGAGAUGGAACUUUCUUGGUCCGUGAGAGCGACACAUUCCCUGGAGACUUCACAUUGUCAUUUUGGAGAAAUGGGAGAGUCCAGCACUGUCGCAUUCGUUCUAGCACAGAUGGAGAGAGCAAUAAAUAUUUCUUGACUGAUAAUUUAACUUUCCACAACGUCUAUGAUCUAGUUCAACACUAUCAGAAUGCACCUUUACGAUGCAGUGAAUUUGAAUUGCGUUUAACUGAAGCAGUACCUAGCCCAAAUCCUCAUGAAUUGCAAGAAUGGUACUAUAAAAAUCUAAGUCGAGGAGAAGCUGAGGACAUGCUUAUGAGGAUACCUAGAGAUGGAGCCUUUUUGGUUCGAAAGCGAGAUGAUCCCAAUUCAUAUGCCAUUACUUUCAGAGCUGAAAGUAAGGUUAAACAUUGCCGCAUUAACUAUGAAGAAGGAAAGUACAUACUGGGGACCUCAGCAGAGUUUGACAGUCUGGAGGAGCUUAUCAAUUAUCAUCGGAAACAUCCAUUGUAUCGAAAAAUGAAACUGCGCUACCCAGUCACAGAAAAGAUGCUGGAGCGUUACAAUGUGGAAAAAGACUAUGGCAGUCUGUAUGGAAUAAAUUAUGUGGACCCGAAUGAACUAGCACCUGUUCAGGGUUCAGUGAAAGCUUUGUAUCAAUACCAGAGUCAACAACAAGAUGAGUUGUCUUUCCCUAGAGGUGCCAUCAUCUACAAUGUCAAAAAACAUGAUCAAGGAUGGUGGCAGGGGGAUUACGGAGACCAAAUACAAAAGUUUUUUCCAGCCAAUUAUGUGGAAGAAAUAGUUACUGAAAGCCAGGAAGACUUUAACAACCAGAUAACAGAAGAUAACCCCCUAGGAGUAAUAUGCAGAGGAAUUGUGGAACUUGCCAAGUGUUCUGUUGUCAAACAGGCAAAUGGGAUGCAGGGAAUGGCAUACGUGUUUACUAUUCAACCAGAAGUGCCCCCGGAUGCACCAACUCUUGAUGUUGCUACGGACUCAUUGGAAGAAAUGUUUUCAUGGUACCAUGAAGUGGUACAGUGUUCUCAGAAAAAACUCGUCCAGGAGAAGAAUCGAAAUGAAAUGGAGAAAAAACAGCAGAUUGCCAAAGAGUUAUCUGACUUAGUUGUUUAUUGCAGACCAGCAAAGUCUCGAGAAUUUUUUCCAAAUGCUAAAGACAAUAUUGAUUACAAAGAAAUCAGAUCAUUUGCAGAGAACAAGGUCGAUACCAUCCUCAAACAAAGGUCAAAAGAGUUUCGGGAAUAUAACCGCAAGCAACUCUCCAGAAUCUACCCCAAAGGUCAACGCAUUGAUUCUUCAAACUAUGACCCAAUUGUACUCUGGCAACAUGGAUCCCAAAUGGCAGCCCUAAAUUUUCAAACCCCAGAUAAACCAAUGCAAUUGAAUCAGGCUUUGUUUUCUAUGAAUGGAAGAACAGGUUAUGUGCUGCAGCCAGAAUCUCUGAGGAGUGACAAUUCAAUGCAUCACCGGCCAUAUUCUGUGAAAAUAAAACUUCUUGGUGCCCGUCAUCUACCCAAACCUGGCAGGAGUAUAGUUUGUCCUUUUGUAGAAGUGGAAUUGUGUGGAGCUGAGAAUGAGAAUAAGAAGUUCAAAACAGUAGUGAUAAAUGAUAAUGGCCUUAAUCCAGUUUGGCCAGGAGCAGAAGACACUAAUGAGGAAUUUGUCAUUCAAGAUCCCUCUUUAGCUUUUCUCCGAUUUGUCGUGUAUGAAGAGGAUAUGUUCAGUGAUCCUAACUUUUUAGCUCAUGCCACUUUUCCAGUCAAAGGAAUUAAAACUGGAUAUCGAUCAGUUCCUCUUAAAAAUGGUUACAAUGAAGACAUAGAAUUGGCAUCUCUGCUUAUCCAGUGUGAAGUGAACCAAUUAGGGGAAGGUGAAGAGGAACUCUACUCCUCACGUCAACAGUUACAGCAGCGGCCACUUGAAGGGUUAUAUGACAGUGCCUUAAAAAGACAACGGACUUUAGAUGGGUUAUAUAGCACCAGUGCACCUCGUCAGCGACAAUUUGACCCAAUACUAUAUGAUACUACAAUACAAACCGCAAGGGGUGGAGGUCAGAGAGAUCAGCUGCCAGAAGUUCCAAAGAGGAGAGGCAAGGACAAGGAAAAAAGGCAUCCCAACAGCAGCAAGUUUUAUACAUGAAAGAAGAAUGCCUUUAUCACCCAUCCACGAUGCCAAUAUCAAUAAAACAAAUUAAAAUCAGUGAUCACUGUAAAGUUUGGGAUCAACCAAUUUUGAAAUUAAUACAUACAGUAAAAUUAUUGCACUGCACCUAGUUAUUACUUUUGUCAAGUAAUUAAGAUCAUGAUGUAUGGUGAAAAACAUUGAGUAUCUUCCUACUUUUCAUAAACCUCUUUUUCUCUUUUGAUUAAAUGGUCUACUGACUCCGAUGCCUCUCAAAGAAAUCUAUUCUCCAACAGUCAAUCAAUUAAAAUAUAUUACAUGCAAUGUUAAAAAAAAAGUUUGAGGGAUUCAGUGUAACUGCAAAAUCAAAUAGAGUGCAAUUCUAUUCCCUUGUGAAAUGGUCUCUGUUUCUUCAGAUCAAUGUUGAUCUUUUUGCAAAGCUAAGUUCAUAUAUCAAAUUUCACCUUUGGUAACAAUAAAUAAGAAGACAGUACACAUGACGUCAAAAUUAUUCCUGAAGCUCAUGAGAUUUAACAAAUAAAGAAAAAUGAACUGUGUUGUUUCAUUGAAAUGUGUCAAUAAUGUAGACUAACUUAACCAUGGAGUGCAUCCUAUAGCAAGUUCACAGAAAAAAACAAACACGUUUUACUUUCACCAGUUUGAAAAUGGUCACGGUCAAGAUGGAGGACUUUCAGCAUGUGAUUUUAUAUGCUGAUUGAAAAUGAAAAUUCAUAGGUAGUCUUAAUAACUGAUGCCAGACUAUGACGCAGAGAAAUGACAAUUCUGCAACUACUAAAACCAUGCUUUUAUUCAGUAACAUGUUUUCUAACCUUUAACACCAGGCAUGGUUCAAUUGGAAAGCCAGGCAGAAUUAUUUUGAUCACAGUAAAGAGGAAAGCAGUAUAUUUCAACAACAUUGCAACAUACCACUCAGAACAUGCAUCGUUUCAUUAAUGUAAGAAACAGACAGCACGUUCUGUAAGAUAUAAAUUAUCUUCAUGAUUAUGCUUAGGAUCUCAAUUAUUGCAAAAUAAUACAUUAAAUACCUUAGUGAUUAGUUUUUUAAAACAGAUAUAGCCAUAGAAUUAAGGUGGAAAGUUAAAGUGUUAUACAUCAGUUUUAUUGGAAGUUUCAAUAUUUCUGGUAAAUAGAGUCCAGAAAGCCAAAUGCUUUUGUAUUUACAGCCUGCAUAUACAUAUUAUUCUGUUGCUCAUGAGGUUUAUCCCCUUUGUAAUUUUCAAUUUGUGUUACUCAAUUUAUUCUGCCAUUCAAAACUCUAAUUCUCCCAUGCCAGCAACAUUAGUCUAAAUACAUUUCAUAUUGUCUGUGCAUUAAAAUUGUGCAGUUGAUCCCUGAUGGAAUGAAGCAUAUUGAAUGUUCACAAUCAAGAGUUUUGAUUAAUUUAUUUAACUUCAAAACAUUAAACAGAUACAGUCCUUCCUUUGGCUAAUGCUAAAAUAAUCUGUUAAUUUAAUAUGGUCUGACUGCAGCUUGUGAUGUAUUUUCUGAUAAUUAUUAUAAUAAAUUUCUAUAAAAAGCCUUAUUAUUAUUAACUAGAAGCCCGUUUGGAAUUAGUCCUGCCAUCUUGGAAUUGAAUAUAUGGAAAAGAAAGAAAAAAGUAAAUUGCAAUGCUGGUUUUACAUUACUUUUUCUUCUGCAAGGCACACUGGUUUGUCUCCUUCUACAAGCCUUUGUGACAGAUCCAAACACAUCAGGCUGAUUUGUGAUAUUUCCUUUGCACGGACCAUUGGGUUUGUGCACUCUGUAACUAGUAUUUGUGCUAGGGCAGUAAGGGAAAUUUGCAGUGCACAUUUUUGAAAAAACUAUAUUUUAUAUCUUCAAUGGGACCUUCAGCAAUAAAAAGAGAAAUUAUUUUCUGAAUAAAAACAAGAACAAAUCACAGUUGGGAAUGAAUUGCUACAGUGUCUAUUUGUGGUAUCGUCAUUUAACAUCAAUUUUAAAAUCAUUAAAAUCAACUUACACAUGGAAAUUUUUUUCCAUGAUAUAUAUUUGUGGCAUUACUUUCAGUAUAACCAAAAUGCUUUUAAGUUAUUUGCCCUAUGUAUAUUUUACUGUGUAAUUUUGGGAAUCUACUUUCUGUCCACUUGACAUCCAAAUUGUUGUAAUGAAAUCCUAUCAAAGUAUUGGAAGAUAUCAUAUGUGUGUAAAAUUCAUAGAUGUUUAGAAUCCAUGUUAGCUUGUUACUGCCAUUUGUUUUCAUGUUAGAAUCAAAAUUAUCAAAAAUGUGGCAUUUAAAGGGUGAUGGUUUGAGAUAUGUAGAGCGAAAUUCUAUUGCCUUUCAAUACUGACAUAAAGUGUGCCAAGUUGAUAUGUGAGUCAGAUUGUUGUUUUAUAGUUCUAAGCUGAAGUUUAUGUUUGGAAUGCAAAGCCUCGCAUGCCUUUUCCUGUGUCGGAAGCCUACAAUUUUACUUCUUAGAAAUGCAGAAGUUAACGUUAAACAUAAAACAGACAAUGCAAUGUAUAUUUUCCUUGAACGUUGUUUUAAAUGCAUUUGGUAAAAAAUGUCAUUGUUUAAUGUCAUUAUUUUUAACUUUUCUGUUGAAUUCUAAGGUAAUGCUUAUUCUAGCAUUAAUGCUUAUUCUUAGAACUAAGAAUCAGACCCUAUUUACUGAUUUUGAUUUUAGUAAUAGGAAUGAAUAAUAAUUGAUUGAUUUUCCCCUUUUUGGUCUGAAUUUUCAAAAUGUGUGUUUUCACCAUUUUCUCUGAAAUUGAUGUAAGAAAUGUUGGAUUUAUUUUCCUCAGUUUCAAGUUCCUGAUCUAUUGAAAUAUUUUUGUCAACUAUUAUUCAAGUUAGUUAGUUAGGAAAUGGCUCGCAUUAUGCAAAGUGCACUCAGGGAGACAAAGCUAUUUAAUUGAUUAACCAACUUGCACUGUACAUAGGUGAGAUAUUAUCCUGUUGCACAUAUGAGCCAUUUUACAAAUUCUGGUGUAUGACAAAAGAAAACUGCAAUUCUGGAAACCUGAAAGGAAACUACAAAUGCUGGAAACACACAGUAGGCCAGUCAGUACAAAAUGAAGGAUACAUGUCACGCAUUGCACAACUUAUCUUUUUUCUUAAUAAAUAUCAUUCUCGAGUAUAUUUCUACUAUUUUCUAUAUUUCAAUCCAAAUGCAAUGGUUUCCAGUAUUGUCCAGUUUUUAUUGGAAAUCCAUUAAAAUGUUGUAAUUUAAGAAUGCAGUUGAGACAUUUAUACUGCCAGCGAAGAGCAUUUGAUUCUAUGAAGAAACCUCGGGAUGCAAAUUACAGGCACUCAAUAUUUAAAACAGAAUGCCUUUGAACUAUUCAGAGGAAAUUGUCAAAUAGUUGUAUUUAUAUUCUUCACAUUGUACUUUUUGAAUAUUAUCUGUUGUCUCUUGUAACUUCAAUUAAUGUAUUUUCUUUUUAUGGUGUUUUAAUAGUUAAAUUUAAAGUAGACAUUCUGCCACAAUAUUCAUGAAUCCUUACAGAAUGAGGACUGGGUCAAUGGACAGAUGACAUUUUUUAACAAGUAAUAAAUUUGAUUGACUAAUUCUGCAUUAGUGAACUGUAUUCUGUUUUAAUUUUGUCAGUGUAGUUGAUGUUCUAACGCUGGAUAAUGUAUUUGAAUAUUAUGGGAAUAGUUGAACAAUGUUAAAGUGGUUCUGAAACUCAUUCUCAAUGGGAGACACAAGUCCUAAGUAUAAUUAUUGCUGGGUAUAAUUAUUCAGUGGGUCUAAUUCACAGCAGUGAAUGGUAAGUUAGGUAGUUUUUAAGUUAUCUUAAAAAAUGAAAUGAGUUCAAUUUAAAGGAAACUUAACAGUUCUGAACAUUUUAUGAAUUUUGCAUUUUAUUGUUAAUUAUUUAACAAGCAAAUAAAGAUAUACUCAUGUAUUCAUGUCUCUGAUUAAAAAUACAUUUAUGACUA
Messenger RNA from Rhincodon typus (whale shark), 7741 nucleotides. RefSeq names its product phospholipase C, gamma 2 (gene plcg2). The coding region runs from base 1 to 3855 and encodes 1284 amino acids. Gene Ontology annotation, biological process: positive regulation of epithelial cell migration; phospholipid catabolic process; phosphatidylinositol-mediated signaling. The record is from RefSeq and is a predicted model, not a curated record. Lineage: Eukaryota; Metazoa; Chordata; Chondrichthyes; Orectolobiformes; Rhincodontidae. Gene Ontology annotation, molecular function: phosphatidylinositol-4,5-bisphosphate phospholipase C activity; protein binding. The transcript has 32 exons.